This is a messenger RNA of Eimeria acervulina, 430 nucleotides long. RefSeq names its product vacuolar ATP synthase subunit d, putative. Gene Ontology annotation, molecular function: proton-transporting ATPase activity, rotational mechanism. NCBI's taxonomy places the organism in Eukaryota, Apicomplexa, Conoidasida, Eucoccidiorida, Eimeriidae. The annotation marks the transcript as partial. The record is from RefSeq and is a predicted model, not a curated record. The transcript is spliced from 5 exons. Gene Ontology annotation, cellular component: proton-transporting V-type ATPase complex; vacuolar membrane.
CGCAUUAAGCGGCCUGCGGUGUUCGUUACUGCUGCCUAUGAUAACGUCGCUGGGGUUCGGCUGCCCGUCUUUCAGGUUACUACAGAUCCUACUGUCGACAUUCUAAAGAAUAUAAACCUCUCUGCUGGCGGCCACGUAAUCCUCGCGGCCCGCGACAAAUAUCAAGAGGCGCUGUCUGACUUGGUGAAGCUGGCAUCUCUUCAGACGGCUUUCUUCACGUUGGACUCGGAGAUUAAAAUGACAAACCGACGCGUCAAUGCGCUCAACAACGUGGUGCUUCCUAAGUUAGACAAAAGCAUAACGUACAUAACGAAGGAGUUGGAUGAGAUGGAACGAGAAGAGUUUUUUAGACUGAAGAAGAUCCAGGAGAAGAAGAAAAUAGCUAAGGAGGCGGAGCAGAAGGCCCUGGAGGAAGCAGUGAAGUUAAUGG